Messenger RNA from Lachancea sp. 'fantastica', 1806 nucleotides. The record is from the annotation of a GenBank genome assembly. NCBI's taxonomy places the organism in Eukaryota, Fungi, Ascomycota, Saccharomycetes, Saccharomycetales, Saccharomycetaceae.
AUGUCAAGCUCUCAUCAGAGUCACUACUCGCCACUAGGCGCCACCUAUGGAGUAAGGAUUGACCAAUUCCUCGAAACAACGGAAGAUUUUGACAAAUAUCAUGCGAAAUUGAACCGCAAACUGCAGAAGCUAAGGCACCAUUGUCAAUUGACAGUCAAGGACACCAAGCGGUAUUCUACGAAGGAAAAAUACUCGAAAAUUACGCCGACGGACUAUGACACGAAAAAUAAGCUUCUGGGCACCCUUAUGUUGCUACAUGCAGAGAGGGAUCUUGCCCAUGGAGAGACGUUACGUUUGAGGUCUCGCCAAAGAGGCUCUUUGAAGAAAUCUGAGGCCAAAGUGGUGGGCACAAGACUUAAAAAGGCAUUUCAAACUUGUGCGCGACUCUUGGAACUCACAGCCAAUGAGCAGAAUCCAUUUACGCGUGUUGAGUAUCUCAUCUACUAUAAAUUGGCCCUUGUGAGCUAUCUCAGUUUUGGAAAGCAUUCUAAGGCCAAACGUGCGGCCUCUGCGGGACAAAUCGCCAAGGAACUCAGUCUGACGUUUUCUGCCCUUCAAUUUUUGCAGCAAACUGAAAUUCUGAGCGCCGUGAUCGUGGAUUCCAUAACAUCUCGUUUCGAUUACCUUUUGAGACAAAGCGCUAAUACUGGAGUGUCUUCUUCGAAGGCACUGCGCAAUUUUGUUGCAAAGCAGGUGUGCGACCAUGCUGAUGACCCUCUCAUCACGCUGCUCUCUCAAAAUGGCUUUGAAAUGCCCUCUUUGUCGGAAGAAGGUGAUUCUGCCACCACUACAGUGACUAAAGUCCAAUGGCGAAGAUUCACCGCUGAAGUUACAGACUCAAAAGUGGCUGAGCUGAUUGCCGAAGCCGGUGCAAUCCAAACCUCAGAUUUGUCUCAGUUCAGCGAAAAACUCGCCAAAUGGCAGCAGGCACUGGAAUUACAACAGCGAGUGCUGGAGCAAAAGCGAGACGAUGACACCGGUGAAGCCACCGGCGAAGACGAUGAGAUUUUGUUGACUUACAUCCAGUACAACUCACAUUUCACCACAAUCGAACGUGACGAUAUCUUGUUCCGCAAAUUGUGGUCGCAGUGGAAACUGUCAUCCAACAAGACUAAAAAUGUAAGAAUAACCAAGGUCAAGGAGAUCGAGCGUAUUGUGCAUAACAUCACUACCUAUCUAAACCAGGUGAUGGAAUUACCUGGUGUCUAUUCUGACGACACCCUGAUGGCAAACCUAAAGCUGGCUACCGUUUAUUAUCAAGUACACCUUUCUGCAGGAUGUUUGGCUUCCUUCUACCAAAGCCAGCAAAAGUACUUAGAGGCGCUUGCUUUGUACGUCGAUGGUCAAAAGGCAUUAGCCUUCGGUAUGGAAGAUACGUCUUUUGAGGAAAGUCUUCCUGGAGAUAUUGUGAAUGCUACCAAGCUUACUGAACUAGAGAAUUUCAUUACGACUGCGUUGAAAAGUGUUGUCUCACUGGCCGAAUAUGAGAAAAUUGCUACUCCUGGUGAGCGGGCCUCUUUCGUGCCUUCCUUAGUGGAGAAACUGGACAAACACAUCGGUCCUAGUGAUGUCAACUUGUCAAAUUUGUUUCCGUUGAGACCAGUCAUUAGACCAAUUACUGCAAAACCUGCCCUUUUCGAUCUUGCAUUCAACUAUAUCACCUACGAUGGUCAACCCAUGGAUCAAGAUAUAGAUGUGGAGUCAGAAACAGCUUCUGCUAAACCUGACGAGCAAAAUCAGACCGGUCAGACCGGCCAGACUCAAAGUUCUAAGAAGAAAGGUCUGUUUGGCCUUUUUGGACUCUGA